Molecule: messenger RNA, 411 nt
Organism: Parnassius apollo (apollo)
Lineage: Eukaryota; Metazoa; Arthropoda; Insecta; Lepidoptera; Papilionidae
Source: the annotation of a GenBank genome assembly
AUGGCUUCUAUUUUACCCACUGGAAUGAGAAACGCGGUGAAAGGCCUCGACGCAAAUCGCUAUGCGACAAAGAAGACCGUUGCUCAGGGAAUGCUAGAUAUUGCACUUCUGACAUCAAAUGCCUCACAAUUAAAGUAUGUUCUCCAAGUGGGGCAAAAACACGAGUUUUAUACUUUGUUAGUGGUGCUGAUCAGCGUUUCCAUAGUUUUACAGGCAGUCGCGGGAGUCCUGGUUUUAAUAAUUUCAUCACUGGAUGACGAACAUAGCCAAAAGCAAAAGAAGAUAUCCGAUGGUCUAUACCACUUGUCAAUUGGCCUAAUGACAGGCGUGGUUUUUUGUGACGUCAUCAAAAUGACGUUCGGAUUUGAUCCAGCUCUUUCCGAGAAGGAUUACUAUGGGAAUGGGACUUAG